Molecule: messenger RNA, 663 nt
Organism: Symbiodinium pilosum
Lineage: Eukaryota; Dinophyceae; Suessiales; Symbiodiniaceae
Source: the annotation of a GenBank genome assembly
AUGCCGGCAUCCUCCGCGUUAUCAUCAGGACGCCGUAAUCCGGAUGGCUCCUUCGCCACGUGCCAAACAGCCUGCUACCCGGAUGCUUUGGCUGCAUCAAUUGCCUCUUGCAUUGCACCCUUCCGUCCGGAAGUUGCCCUCUCUGAGUGGCAGGCGUUUCCUCCUGCCUCAUUCAUCUGGCCGAUUACAUCGGCCAGCGUCGAAGAUGGAGCAGGUACAUGCAGCUCCGCCUUCUGGGGCUCUCCCAACAAGCCGAAUGAGUCCCCCAUCUCUGACUCUGCACUGAAGCCAUUUCUGUCUGACCUUCGCACAUUCCUCCGCGUGGAAGACGACAGCUUAACCUCUAGCUCUGUCCUGUCCCGUGACCCAGACAUGGACUUCUUCCAAUUGUUGCACGAAGGCGUCCCCCUGGGCAUAGACGAAGCCAUUCCUCCCUGCACGGUGCUUUUCCCUCCUGACCCCCCUGCGGAUUCUGUCCUGCCGCUUCAGCAUUGUGACUCCGCCUGGAAGUCUGCCCUCGAUCACGUGGACCUUGUCGACGGCCUUCUUGAGGCUGAAGAUUCGCCCAGGCGGGGACUCUGCACUGCCGUCGGAAACUUGGGGUCGUUGUUUCUCCUGACCGACCUCCGCGGCUCGUUGUCGACAACUCUAUCAGUGGGGUGA